Molecule: messenger RNA, 1088 nt
Organism: Argentina anserina (silverweed cinquefoil)
Lineage: Eukaryota; Viridiplantae; Streptophyta; Magnoliopsida; Rosales; Rosaceae
Product: non-functional pseudokinase ZED1-like
Exons: 1
Coding region: 6-1046 (346 amino acids)
Biological process (GO): protein phosphorylation; cell surface receptor signaling pathway
Cellular component (GO): plasma membrane
Molecular function (GO): protein serine/threonine kinase activity; ATP binding
Source: RefSeq, a predicted model, not a curated record
AUCAUAUGAACAUUUCUGGCAGGUGCUUUUUGCCUCCAUGGUUGAGGCAGGACUCACAGGAGGAGAAUUCGGAAAGUUAUGAGUUGGAUAAUGGAAGCAUCUUAUUAGAGGAUCUGAUUGCCUCUUGUGAUGGAAAAUCUAAUCCCAUUCGCCAUUACUCUGCUGAUGAACUCAUCACGGCAACCAACAACUUUGACCUUGUUAACCUUAUCGGAAAGAAUGGAAUUUACAAAAUGUUCAGAGGAAUUCUCGAAAACAGAGAUGUUAUCAUUAAGAAGAUAGAGACUAGGGAUCUUGCUAUUCGUGACAUUAUCAUAUCAAUGCAGAUGAGUAGUCACAAAAAUGUGUUGAAACUAUUGGGGUGCUGCUUAGAGUUCCGUGUACCAGCACUAGUGCACGAAGAUGCAGCGAAAGGAGUUCUCAAUGCUAACGGAUGUUAUUGGGAUAAUGAGUGCCUCCCAUGGGGAACUAGACUACGUAUUGCAAAGCAGGUUGCUAAUGCAAUCACAUAUCUCCAUACAGCCUUUCCCAGACCCAUUAUUCAUCGAGGCCUAAAGCCUUCAUGCAUUGCCUUGAACAGUGACUUUGUUCCUAAAAUAUGUCACUUCUCGCUUUCCAUAACCAUUCCUCCUGAGCAAUCGUAUGUCGAAGACGAGGUGGCUGGGUCAUAUGGAUACCUUGACCCUACGUAUUAUGCAUCUAAUAUCAUUACAGAAAAGACUGAUAUUUAUAGCCUCGGUGUCACUUUACUUGUUUUCUUGACGGGUCAAAAUGGACUGCAACAAUUUCGGGAUACAGAAGGGGAGUCGAACAUUGUGUCUUAUGCAGAGUUACAUGCUUCCACUGACCAGUUUAAGACGAUUGUGGAUCCUAAAAUAUUAGAGGAGUUAGAAGGAGAAGAUAAUAAGCAAGCACAGGAACAACAGUUGCAUGAUUUCUUAACACUGGCAUUGAUAUGCACUCAAGGCAACGUUGACGCAAGGCCAGAUAUGAUCGAUGUGGCCAAGGAACUUGUACGAAUUGAGAAGUCUUUUAUAUCUUGUUAGCUACUAUUUCCUUUACAUUUGUAUUCAAAAGAGACUAUUCGA